ACGACUAUAAAUAAAAACACAGUGUUUGAAAAGCUAAAAAAAAAAAAAUAUGUGGAAAUAUAUAAUGCAUAUGAACUCAACGUAAGUAAAAACCAAAAAAUAUAGUUUAGGGAAAACUUUCAUCAUGUCUGCUCGCCGACAAAUGUUGAACAUUGGCAGCUUUCGCGCAUUUCCCUCUCUUUUUCUCAACACAGAAAACUGGGCAAAGAUAAUUAAAACCGAACAAAUCCGCAUAAUUAUUCAAUCUCAAAUUCUCUAAAAACAACGCAGACUAAUGUAUAAACAAAGAUCUAACACAAACAAAUUAUAAUAAAAAAACAAAACCAAAGUACUGUCUACUUUAGGGUAUUAUAUAUGCACACGGGUUCACACUGUUUUGAGUUCAGAAGCUCAGAAAAAGGAAGUUCCUGAAGCAGAAGCACAGACUGGUUUUGUUUCUAGCCAUUUGAAGCUGAAAUAUGGACGAGGGCAUGUCAGGAUUUUGCAUCAAAGCAUCGAGUUUUCGCGAUGGUGGUAAUGGUAAUAGUGGAACCAAGUGCGGGCGUUGGAAUCCAACUGCAGAACAGGUUAAAGUUCUGACUGACCUGUUCAGGUCUGGACUCCGAACGCCGAGUACUGAUCAGAUUCAGAAAAUCUCCUCUCAGCUAAGCUUUUAUGGCAAGAUCGAGAGCAAGAACGUCUUUUACUGGUUUCAGAAUCACAAAGCCAGAGAAAGACAAAAGCGGCGUAAAGUUUCUAUUGAUGACAAGGAUAUCAUUCGUCGAGAUCAGGAGAACAUGUCGUCUCCAAAACAAAUAAAUCAGGUUUCGGAGCCGGCGAGAGUGAUUGAGACCCUUCAACUUUUCCCUAUAAACUCUUUCAACGAAUCUGAAGGAGAGAAGCUGAGAUUUCACGCAAACGAAUAUUGCAAGGAGGCGUCAGCUUUUACCUACACUGUUGGGACAGAAAUGGACCUUCCACCUUUGGAUCUGCGUUUAAGUUUCCUUUGAAUUACAUGCUUCAAAUUUAUGAGAAAAAGAACGGAAAAAAGAAGCUCCUAGCUAGCUAGUAGUCAUGGUUGCCAUUUGUAGAAUUUGGGGUUUAGCAGCUGGCAUGAAAGGGUGAACAGAAAGGUAUGGAGGGAGAGAUAGUUGUUGAAUAGUUUACGUAGUAUUGACGCUAAUUUGAGUUGUUGAAUUAAGAUAUUGGAAAUUCUUGGACAUUCUUCUCUGCAUGUGCACUUUCUUGUUGUUAUUAAUUUCUCUGUGAUUUACUCUGUCGGAUUUCUUGUUUGUAUGAAUGGCUUGGAAAUUGGAAUUUUCUCCUGCUCCACAU
Messenger RNA from Pyrus x bretschneideri (Chinese white pear), 1314 nucleotides. Its product is annotated as WUSCHEL-related homeobox 7. Lineage: Eukaryota; Viridiplantae; Streptophyta; Magnoliopsida; Rosales; Rosaceae. Gene Ontology annotation, molecular function: DNA-binding transcription factor activity; DNA binding. Bases 459 to 989 code for a protein of 176 amino acids. Gene Ontology annotation, biological process: plant organ development. The transcript has 2 exons. The record is from RefSeq and is a predicted model, not a curated record.